UGUAUGACGUUUAACGUUUGCUGUGGCGAGUGUUUAUACGAUGUUUUUCGAGGUUUGAAUCGACGAUAAUGCCUUAAAGAAGGCGGUUACUCUCGGAACCCCUGACGGCGCAUAAGCGUCCAUCCGCCCGUCAAAAUGCCGACGAUCAAAGACUCGUAUAUCGUGAAGAUCGCAGUGGAGAUGACCGACCAGGUUCCCCAACUGAUCGAGUUUAAUCAGAAGCAGCCGCUGGCUGGCAUCAUCCAAGAACUGUGCCACGGCUGGACGCUUACCGAACCCGAGCAGUACGCCCUCCAGUUUAACGAGUCGAACAACACGAACUACAUCACCGAAAAGAACCGGAAUGAAAUCAAGAAUGGAUCGGUGUUGAGGUUAAAUUUUUCAGCCUCGAAGACCGCGCAGGACAUCCUCCACAAACUGAACACGGGUAGCGUCGAGGAAAAAGCGUGGGCCAUGGAGAAACUGUCGGAACUGAGCGCCGACAUGACCUUCGCCUUGGAGUUUAUCAACAAACAGGGCUUGGCGCUGAUUAUCAAGCAGAUCGAGGGCGGCAAGUGCAAAGGCACGUUUCUCGCGCACACCCUCCUGUCUUUCGUCGAACUCAUGGAGCCCGGCAUCGUGUCCUGGGACAUUUUAACGUCGGAAUUCAUUGCGCGUGUCGCUACACUCGUCAAUUCGCAGCAUGACGCUCAGGUGUCCCAAGCUGCCCUCUCGAUACUGGAGAACGUCAUCUUGAACAGCACGGAAGGCUACAGUCAGGUCGAAAAGGACGUGACUAUCCAAAGCCUGCUGCCUCAUUUGCAGAGCACUUCCGUUGUGCAGCAAAACGCCGUGGCCCUAAUAAACGCGCUGCUACUCAAAGCGGACCAUGCCAAACGCAAAACCCUGGUGCAGAUCAUAACAUCGAAACCGGUUAGGUCGAUAAUCCAGACCAGUAUUCUGCACACGGGCAGCUCGAGCGGCGCGGAAAUGGCGCACCAGCUAUACGUGCUUCAGACCCUGAUGCUGGGCCUCCUCGAGCCGCGUAUGCUCGCUAAAAUGGACCCGCAGGAUCAGGAUGGACACGAAAAAAUCAAAGAGCUGCGGAAGAUCGCAUUUGACAGCGAGGGCGCCAGCCAGAUCCGCGGCCCGGCCGGUUUCACGCGCGACUACAAGAAGCUCGGCUUCAAGAACGACAUCAACCCCGCGUUGGACUUCACGGAGACGCCGCCCGGCCUGUUGGCGCUCGAUUGCAUGGUGUAUUUCGCGAGGAACCAUUCCGAGAACUACACCAAGCUGGUGCUCGAGAACAGUUGUCGGGCGGACGAGCACGAGUGCCCGUUCGGCAAGGCCAGCGUCGAAUUGGUCAAGAUCCUCUGCGAGAUAUUGAAAAUAGGCGAGAUGCCGUCGGAACAGUGCGCCAUGUACCAGCCGAUCUUCUUCACGCACGAUCACCCGUUCGAGGAGUGCUACUGCAUCUGCGUCGUGCUGCUGAACAAAACGUGGAAGGAGAUGCGCGCGACAGCCGAGGAUUUCGGCAAGGUCGCGUGCGUCGUCCGCGAGCAGAUCACGCGCGCGCUAGAGGUGUCCCCCGCCACCCUGGACCAGUUCCGGGCGAAGCUCCAGACCCUGACGUAUUCGGAGAUCACACAAUUGUGGCAGCUGGAGAGAAACACGCGUGAGGAGUGGGAGAGCCACGCCCGGCCCGUCGUCGAGCUGCGCGAGAUGAUCACGCCCGAGAUCAUGGGCCUGGUGCGGCAACAGCGUCUCAAUUUCUUGAUGGAAGGCACGCGGUUCACCAAGUAUUCGGCACGCGGGCAACGUAUCAAGGACAAGUUCUGGUUCAUGCGCCUCGCGCCCAACUGCAAGGUGCUCCACUACGGGGACUGCGACGAAAAGUCCGCUCCCUCUACCGACGAACUGCCGUGCAAGUUGCAAGUGAGCGACGUGCGCGCCCUCUUGAUAGGACGCGAUUGCCCGCACAUGCGCGGCAAGAAGGCGUCGCACACGCAACUCGCCUUUUCGCUCGCCCUCGAAGGCACGGACCUCCAAUCAUUGGAUUGCGUCGCUCCCGACGAACUGACGCUGGCCUACUGGACGGACGGCAUCAACGCGCUGCUCGGUCAGCGCAUGACCAGCAAGGAGACGGAGAAGGACCUGGACAUGCUGCUCGGCAUGGAGAUUAAGUUGAGGCUGCUCGACGCGGAAGGGGUGAGCAUACCGCAAGAGCCGCCCCCGAUACCGCCCGACCCGCCAGACUACCAUUUUUGUUACGACCUCAAGUAGAUUUGUCGCGACGGACCCAGAUCUGAUUUUUUUUUAAUGAAAUAUGUGUAUCGUGCAUGUCCUUUUUAUAUACAUUAUAUAUACUCGGAUUUAUAUCGACGUAGCGGUAGCUGGAAUUUUGUAACCUAACCAAAGUUCGCCAAUAAAAGUGUCUAAGAAU
Messenger RNA from Cylas formicarius (sweet potato weevil), 2425 nucleotides. RefSeq names its product engulfment and cell motility protein 1 (gene Ced-12). Gene Ontology annotation, biological process: actin filament organization; cell motility. The record is from RefSeq and is a predicted model, not a curated record. NCBI's taxonomy places the organism in Eukaryota, Metazoa, Arthropoda, Insecta, Coleoptera, Brentidae. Gene Ontology annotation, cellular component: plasma membrane. The coding region runs from base 136 to 2265 and encodes 709 amino acids. The transcript has 4 exons.